Aedes aegypti (yellow fever mosquito) is the source of this 1031-nucleotide messenger RNA. RefSeq lists its product as uncharacterized. The transcript has 2 exons. Bases 17 to 1030 code for a protein of 337 amino acids. NCBI's taxonomy places the organism in Eukaryota, Metazoa, Arthropoda, Insecta, Diptera, Culicidae. The record is from RefSeq and is a predicted model, not a curated record.
GAACUGUGCCAAAGGAAUGGAUGCAAUUUUUUAUUACAAAAAUGGCUGGGUGAAAAGCGUCUCAGGCAAGAAGAUCCAAGAUAUUUUUGUAGUGCAUGGAAUUGUGCGACAUUCGUUUGCACUCAACGAGAAGCCGCUCACGCCGUGGAUUUUAAUCAAUGAGUCCGGAAAGAUACUUGCGGCACACUGCAAUUGUGCAAUUGGUCUUCUGGAAGCUUGCAGCCACGUCGGAGCAACGCUUUUUGCCCUAGAAGGGAUUCGAACAUCGAUAAUCGAGAAGAAGAUGUCUGUUACAGACUUGCCGGCGUACUGGAAAAAGCCACCUGAAAGUAUCAAUGUCAAUCUUUAUAAAAAAGUACGUGAUAUUGAUUUUGGGAGACAGAUACAGAGAGACUACUUUACCAGCAAUUCCUCUUCAUCAAACAUCGACAAUCGUUGCCGCAAUCUUUUAAACACACUGCAGAAUGAUGGUUUGAAUGUUGUUGCCAGCAGCCUGUUUUGCGGAGAAGAGAACUUUAGGUGCAGCGAAUGCUCGUAUGAAGAUGGACUGAGAGAUGAACUUAAAGAUUACAACUAUCAACUAUUGUAUGAUCCAUCAAAUAUAAAUUCGAUAGCUGAUUUAAAAGCACGGGCGUCCGAGUUUGUUCGAAAUCUCCCGAAGGAACCAAUUAUUUUGAAGCGGAUCAACACCCUCACCAUCGAUCAAUCUAAUUCCAAGUGGUGGAAUAUAUUCAGGAGUGGGCGUAUCACAGCAUCUAAUUUGAAAGAUGUUUGUUGCACGCGGUUGGAGCGACCAUCUGUAUCGUUGAUUAAGAAAAUUUGUUACCCUAGUGUAAAAGCAUUUUCGACAGCAGCUACAAGGUAUGGCAAAAAGAAUGAGGACAAAGCAGUUGACCAGUUGUUCCAAUCUGUAAAACAUUUGCAUGAAAAUCUGCGGAAAUCAAAAUCAGGACUGGUGAUCGACAACGAGUUUCCAUUCUUGGGGGCGUCUCCGGAUGCGGUUUUUCUUUGCGAUUGUCUGGUACGAUAAC